AUGCAAUUAUUAUCGGUAAUAAAUGUUAUGUUUACUAAAAUUAAUCGUAAUGAACUAUGGUCAUAUGAAGCUAGAAAUUAUACUGUUAUACCGCUUGCAUCAAGAAGUGCAACAACAUUAUUUACACUUCAUAAACGGCAAACAACAGCACUAACAUGGAAAGCUCACGGUAAACAACCUGUGGAAGAUCGACGUGAAGUACCAAUGCCAAUAUUACGUCAAUGUAUUGAAGAAUUAAUAAAUAAUUCAUAUUGUUUUGAAAAAAUUAAAAAAAUACUUGUACCAGAAAAAGCUUCAUAUCGUUUAACCCAAAAUUUACAAAAUGCACUUGGUAUUGCUGGACUUAAAGGUGUUUUUUCAUUAUCAUCAGAAAAUGUUCUUAAAAUAUUACGUAAUGGAAAACAAAUUUUACUUAAUUUACUUGAAUCAUUCAUCGAUGAUCCUUUAAUUGAUUGGAUUGGUCAUGAUACCGGUGUACUGGCUGCAUUUUAUGGUGGUCAAAAUAAUUUAUAUGAAGAAACAACAGUUAAAAAACGUCAAGUUGAAAAAGAUGCUUUAUUACGAAUGUUUCAACUUCGUCAAAUUAAGAUACGACAGAAUUGGAUUACGAUAGGACCAAAAAGAUUACAAACAAUUCGAACCGAUAUGAAUACAGCAAAAUAUUUAGUUUUAACACUUUAUCAAAAUCUUGAAGAUAUCUUAAUAAAUAGCACUGUACAAGCACAUAUCGACUUAAAACCAAAUAUAUUCUACGAUAAACUUCAUGAUUUUUUUGAAAAUCACAAUGUUUUAAUUAGUACAUCACCUGCUGUACUUGCUGCAGAUUUUCUUCAAACAGUAUCUGAAUUACAAAUAUUUAUUCAUCAAUCAUCUAUUGAUGUUACUAUUUAUAAAAAUUUACUUGAUACAAAACUUCAAGCUUUAGAUAAUAAUGAAUAUACAAAUUAUCAUAAUACACUUUGA
Messenger RNA from Rotaria socialis, 963 nucleotides. The record is from the annotation of a GenBank genome assembly. NCBI's taxonomy places the organism in Eukaryota, Metazoa, Rotifera, Eurotatoria, Philodinida, Philodinidae.